AUGGCUCAGCCUUCUCGUGUCCUUACGUUUCGUGGCCACCGCAAGUCGGUCAACGCGCUGCUCUGUGAGGAGGCAGUGCACCCGAAUAUACUGGUAUCAGGCAGUGACGACGGCACAUGCCGUCUAUGGGACGUCCGAACCGCGCGAGUAACGAAGUGUCUGAACGUGAAGAAGGCACUGGCCGCUGACGAAGAGGACGAGAGUGCUGUUAACUCGCUUGCCUUUGGGAAGGCGACAACAGGAGCAGAGAGUGCUUACCUCUACGUGGCAGCAAGCAGAAAGGUGCUCACUUUUGACGUGCGGCAGUCGACACUAAUUGUAGAUUGUGUGGCCCGAGAGGUCUUUCAAGAAAGUGAGGACGAGAUCAAUGUGCUAUCGCGCCACCCCGGCAAGCACAGCAGGUAUCUAUCGGUUCCGGACGAUACCGGCAGCAUUCAUGUGUACGAUCUCGAACUCCACCGCUUGUUCAAGACGCUGCGCGGUCAGCACACCAACAUCUGCAGCGCUGCACUUUUCCGUCCAAACGCAGCGUGGGAUCUAGUUUCAGGUGGUAUGGACGGUUUCUUGCUCUUUUGGGACUUUUUUCGUGGUCGAGUAAAGUUUCGUAUCGACUUCAACAGUGAUGCGAAUGGAGUGGGCACCUGUGCCACCACUGUAAAUAAGUAUGACGGACACGGUACCCAGCAGAUGUUUAACCCGCCAUUGGUGCACUCGCUCGCCUGCGCGCCUAAUGGAAAGUCCUUGGCGGUUGGUUUGGGAGAUGCUAGUGUUGCGGUUGUCGAUAUCGGGUUGAAGCAGAUCGUGCGUCGGUUAAAACACCACAAAGCCAUGGUUUCUCAGGUUCACUUUCCCGCCUUUUGUUCUCAAGAUCGACUGCUCUCUGCCGGCAACGAUGCGAAGGUUUGCAUGUGGGAUUAUCGCGCAGCAAUUUCGCUGGAUACGCUCGUCGAUGACGAUAACUGCGAAGCGUCAAAUGCGUUGGUGAUAAAGGAGAUCGCGCUGGGUCGCAGCCCAAACGCCGUCGUCACCACGACUCAACAGAGCUUCAUUGUAGUGGCAGACGUGUCCAAGGAGAUAUCAGCGUUUUCGGUGGCUUAG
This is a messenger RNA of Hyaloperonospora brassicae, 1098 nucleotides long. The record is from the annotation of a GenBank genome assembly. NCBI's taxonomy places the organism in Eukaryota, Oomycota, Peronosporomycetes, Peronosporales, Peronosporaceae.